Molecule: messenger RNA, 879 nt
Organism: Impatiens glandulifera
Lineage: Eukaryota; Viridiplantae; Streptophyta; Magnoliopsida; Ericales; Balsaminaceae
Exons: 3
Coding region: 1-879 (292 amino acids)
Source: RefSeq, a predicted model, not a curated record
AUGGCUCAAACAAAAUCGGAAUCAGACGCGACGAGUAUAGCGCCAUCGUCUCCUCUAUUCCCGAAACCGGUGGUGUACUACGUGCAUAGUCCCACUGAAUCAAAUGACGGUGACAAAUCACAUCCAUCGAUCACAGAUUCACCGUCGCAUCGUUCUUCCUCGUUCGGAUACUCUGGCAGUUGGAUAUCCGGCAGGAUUCACGGAUUUUCGUGGCUUGGCAGGAAAAAGAAUGAAAAAAGUUGGCAUGCAUUCAACAAGAUAGAUGAAGAACACCACGUGGAUGAUGAUGAGUUGAUGAUUUGGAGAUGCCAAUGUUUGAUCGCCCUGUUUGGGUUAUUUUCGAUCUUCUUUCUAUUAUGUUUCAUCUUAUGGGGAGUCAGUACGCCAUUAAAACCUCAAAUCCUGGUCGAGAGUCUAAUGGUGCAUAACUUCCUUAUGGGACAAGGAUCAGAUUAUUCGGGUGUUCCAACAACGAUGAUAACAAUAAACUCCACAUUGAAUUUGUUCAUACACAAUCCGGCCACUUUCUUUGGCAUUCAACUCAACAUUUAUCCUCUUCAACUUUUCUAUUCAGAAAUAGUUGUUGCCACCGGUCAUUUGGAGAGGUACUAUCUGCCGAGAAAUAGUCAUCGUUUGGUAUAUGUUAGGCUUCAAGGCGAUAAAGUCCCGUUAUAUGGUGCUAGAGGAGAUUUGCCCGUUUCAAGAAACAAUAAAGAAAUACCGAUAAAGCUGGAGUUGGACAUUCAUUCGAUAGGAUAUGUGAUUGGGAAGUUGGUCAAGACACGACACAAAUUGCAUAUCUCUUGUUCCUUAUCCAUUGACCCGGAAAAUAACAUUAGAACAAUCAAAUUCAGACAACAGUCUUGUACAAAGAUAUAG